AUGGGAAAGAAAACCCAGCAAAGUGGCGGGAAAAAUCAAGGCAAUGGAGGGCAUAAGGUGGAAGAGAAAAGUGAAGCAAAAAAUGAAGAAAAGAAAAAUAAUAAUAAUGGAAAUAAAGAGGUUGUGCUAAAAGUUUAUAUUCAUUGCGAAGGAUGUGCUAAGAAGGCGUUCAAUUGCUUAAGAGGGUUUGAAGGUGUUGAAGAAAUUGUAAUUGAAAAUGCAAACCACAAAGUGAUUGUGAAGGGUAAAAAUGUGGAUCCAAUGAAGGUUUUAGUGAGACUUCAAAAGAAGUAUAGUAGAAAUGUAGAAUUGAUUUCUCCUAAACCAAAAACAGAAGAUGUUAAAGAGAAAAAAGUGGAGCAAAAGAAAGAAGAGCCUAAGAUGAAAAUUAUAGUGCUCAAGAUGUACAUGCAUUGUGAAGGAUGUGCACUUGAUAUCAAGAGAAACAUAGUGAGGAUGGAAGGCAUUAUGAGUGUAGAACCAGAUAUGAAGAAGUCAAUAGUAGUCAUAAAAGGGAUAUUUGAUCCACCAAAAUUAGUACAAAAGAUUAGCAAGAGAUUGGGAAAGCAUGUAGAGAUUGUGAAGCAAGAGACUCAAGAUAAAGGAAAUGGCAAAAAUGAAGCUCAAAAGAAAGAAAAAAAAGAAGAAAAUGCGUUGGUUUAUCCUCCACAAUAUCAUAUAAAUUAUAUCGAUCCUUCAUUCAUAUUUAGCGAUGAAAAUGUAUUUUCUUGUUCAAUCAUGUAAAACAGUGUUUAAAACCA
Messenger RNA from Mercurialis annua (annual mercury), 761 nucleotides. RefSeq names its product heavy metal-associated isoprenylated plant protein 8. The record is from RefSeq and is a predicted model, not a curated record. NCBI's taxonomy places the organism in Eukaryota, Viridiplantae, Streptophyta, Magnoliopsida, Malpighiales, Euphorbiaceae. Bases 1 to 744 code for a protein of 247 amino acids. The transcript is spliced from 5 exons. Gene Ontology annotation, molecular function: metal ion binding.